GGGUGAGCGAGGGGUCGGGGCCCAGCAGCUCGCUCGCGGCAGAGGGAACAGCAGAUUGCACCGAGCCAAUGGCGAAGGCAGAAUAAGGUGGCACCAAAUUCCCCUUGGCCAAUGGCGCGCUGGGGCGCACAGAGGCAUCAUUAGCAUUUCCCCGGCGGCGGCGGCGGCGGCAGCGGUUGCGGCGGCUGCAUCCUCGGCUCUAUCCCCGGUCCGGGCCCCGGGCCACGGCCCCCUCCACGCCCCGGUGCUCUGUCUCCUCCCCUCGCCCGCCCUCUUGCACCCUCCACGCCGGGCAGCCGCUGCCAACGGCCCCUGCUACGCACUUUGGCCGGAGUUGGCAGCGGAUAAAAGGGGUCUGAGGAAAUCCAGGACACGGUCCCCAGGCGUCAGCUAGGGCCUUUAAAUCCUCCUGGCCGGAGAGGCUAGAGCAGAACGCAUCUGGGUCGUGGACGCAGAAAGAGCUAGCUAGAAAGGCGAGAGCCGCGAGUGAGAGAGCGCGAUCGAGCGAUCGAGCGAUCGAACGAACAGGGCACACGGCCCGGCUCCGAGCGCAAAGCAGCAGCGGGACGGGGCGGGAAGGUGUGGGGUGGAGGGGCGGCCUGCGUCCUCGAAAAGCCGAAUCCUGAGCCCAAGUGCCCCCUCUCCUUCGACAGCUCCAGCCCAGCAAGAGCAAGUCCUGCUCCCGGAGAACCCAGAUGCCGGCCCACUUGCUACAGGAGGAGAUCUCCCCCUCCUACACCAUGACCACCACAACCACCAUCACAGCCCCUUCCUCCAGGGCCCUGCAGAACGGAGCUGCCAAGGCAGCAUCAAAAUCACCUCCUGAGAAGGAUGAAGAGGGGAUCAGCUAUGAGAUGCGGGAUGACGUGUUUGACCCCACUUACCGAGAGAAGGAAGGCCCCAAACCCAAAUUUGUGUAUGUCUGGAGGAACAUCAUCCUGAUGAGCCUGCUUCAUUUGGGAGCCCUGUAUGGACUCUUCCUGCUGCCUUCCUGCCACAUCUACACCCUGCUGUGGACACUUGCAUGCUACCUAGUCAGCGCCCUGGGCAUCACUGCUGGAGCCCACCGCCUCUGGAGUCACAGAACCUACAAGGCACGCCUGCCCCUCAGAAUCUUUCUGACCAUCGCCAACACCAUGGCCUUCCAGAAUGACAUUUUCGAGUGGGUCCGGGACCACCGUGUCCAUCAUAAGUUCUCUGAGACAGAUGCCGAUCCCCACAAUGCCCGACGGGGGUUUUUCUUCUCCCAUGUGGGCUGGCUGCUUGUGCGAAAACACCCGGAUGUGAUUGAGAAGGGCCGUUUGCUUGACAUGUCUGAUGUGAAAGCUGAGAAGCUGGUGAUGUUCCAGAGGAGAUACUACAAGCUCGGCAUCCUCCUCCUGUGCUUCUUUUUGCCCACAUUUGUCCCCUGGUACUUCUGGGGCGAGCAUUUUGCUCACAGCCUGUAUGUUGCCACCCUCCUGCGUUAUACCAUCGUGCUCAAUGCCACCUGGCUGGUGAACAGCGCUGCUCAUAUGUAUGGCAGCCGGCCCUAUGACAAAAACAUCAACCCCCGGGAGAAUAUCCUGGUGGCCCUUGGAGCAGGAGGUGAAGGCUUUCACAACUACCAUCACACCUUCCCAUACGAUUACUCUGCCAGUGAGUACCGCUGGCACAUCAACUUCACCACCUUCUUCAUCGACUGCAUGUGUCUCCUGGGCUUGGCGUACGACCGAAAGAAAGUCUCCAAGGCCGCCAUCCUUGCCAGACGCUCCAGAACUGGUGAAGGAAGCUCAAAGAGCGGCUGAGGCUUCCCUCCCGCCCCCCACCAAGCCAGCUGGGCAGAGGUCUAAUGUUCUCCUUAUUAACUACUGAAUAAUGCUACCAGAUGCUAAAGAUGAUUUUUUUUAACCCAUUCCAAUACAGUAUUCCUUUACAGUGCAAAUGUAUUGAAAGCCAACAACUCUGCCUUUGUGAAUGCUGAAAUGAUCUUGCUUUUCCUCUUCUUCCUUCUCUUUUCCUUCCCCUGUUCUAAUCACCUUUCCCUUUCUUCUUUCCCCUUCCACCUUCACUGCCUCCUAAGCAAACAGCUGGUGUGCCCUGGGCUGGCGGCUCUCUCUCUGAAGCGUCACUGUUAGUGACCUUUUUCCCUCAGUGAUUCUCUUCCUUCUGGCCCUCUCCGACCCCCACCAGGGGUGAGGAGCAAACCUAGAAAGGAAUCAAGGCCACUUUCCUCCUUCAGGGCAGGUGUCGUUCCCCACCAGCGGGAAUAGAGGGUUAUUCUUCUUGGCUGCAGUUUCCUCCUGGAAACUGGGGGGUGGGGUGGGGAGGGAAGUAGCAUGCCUACUAUGAUUGAGAAAAAAGGACAAGUUUGCUGGCCGGCUCCUCAACCUAGUGGGCUUGCUCUGUGUCCCAAAGGCCUGGGAAACCCCAGGCUGAAGGGAUGCGAAAUCAUAAAGGGAUGCUUCCAUAAAGCUUGGGGCAAGGCAGCAUUAAGCACACCUAGGGAACCAAGGGCCAAGAGCUCUAGUUCCUAAUGAAAUUGGCCUGACCUGGAGAGAGACUGGGGAAAAAGUUAAGGAAACAGUGACUCUUUGGAAAAGUAAAACAAACUAACCUCAAUGUCCCCCCCUCUUCCAUCCAGGAGUUUUGGGAGAAGAGGAGGAAGAAUGAAUGUGAUGGCUCCCCAGCCCCUUACUGCUGAGCAGGAGCCCAAGAGGCUGGGGGCAGGGCUUAUAAACAGGUCAAGUCUGAAGGGUCCAAGAUCCUUCCUCUCCCUAUAGAAAAUGCAUUGGAUGCCAAUUGUAGGUGGAUCCAUGGGGGUCCCUUCUGCAGCAUACACACCCUGUUGAUCUUUUCCCACUGUUCUCUCAUACCCUCACGAACCUAAAACAUGCUCGAGGAGGCACAGUUGGGAUUUGGGAGCUAACUCUUGGCUUCCCCUUGCCUUGGCUUCUCUAGUGUCCCUAGCCUCUUCCCCCUCCUGUCUCUGGGCAGACAGCAUCCUUGGCUGGAUUGCUCAGGGCCAGGGAGCAUCGCUGGUUUUUCCCUCUGCAAUGUGGCUGCCCUAUUCAGUUGGCCUGCAUUGCCUCUUCCUUCCCUCACUGCCCCACUAUCCUGCUGACUCAAGGCAGAGCUGGCAAACUUGCCAGGGAAUAUCCCUGGGUCAGAUGGAAACUCAGCUAAUCCCCAACUAAACACCAAUGUCAUCCCAGUGAGCCAGCCACUGGGGAGGGAGGAGGCCUUUUUUUGGUUAUUAUUUUUUUUUAUUUUGCCUCUCAUCCUCAGCAUGCUGGGUGUUCGAUGAUAACUCUGCAAGCCAAGCCCAGGGCUGCUGAGUGGCAGAGGGCUUCUGGCUGGUUUGGGGGGAACUGAGUGAACUGUCUUGAUUGGAAGGGAAAUCAUUGGAAGACCUCACUCUUCCUUCUUGCCUGCCAGAGCUGGUAUAAAGUUCAUACUCGGCCAGUUUUUGGCCCAGCUGGCUUAAGGGAAUGUUGCUACCACCUAGCCAGGGAGACAGGUGUAGGAAAACCCACCACUGGGCCUUGAGGGAUCUAAAAGCACCUUCCCCUGCUCUCCCCUGGCUUUGCUGAUGUCUUACUGGGAAUGCCAGCCUCUUGGGAGAGGGCAGCUUGCUUUCUGUCUGGGUUCUAAGAAUAAGCAGACCUGGGUAGAAAGUUCAGACUGGUCUAGAAACCCAGCCUUCUGAGCUGUUCAUCCCAGUAGGAAAGAAAUAGACAGAAAUGUCCAUGUUUAGUUUAGAUCUGCUGGCCUGUGUGGGCCUACCCUUAAGAGAGGUCUGUUGGGUAUUUUAAUCCCACAGGACAUCACAAAAUAAAUACAAUGAAAACAGCUUGUCUCUUCUAAAAAUGUUCAAUGGAGACCCAUACUCUGACCCUGCACAAAGCCAGAUGGAGUCCUGGCAUCUAUCUUGACUGUCAGGGGAAGGAACACUAUGAGAAGAUGACCAAGCUCAAAGCAAAGAAACCUAUUGAAAAACAAACAAACAAUUCAAAAUGGACUCAGGACUGACAGCCUGAAUUUCCAUUAUUCCUCGCUCUGUGGGCAGGCUAACAAAUUCCUCUGGGUGCCUUCAGUGGGUUCUAAUCAGUAUUGAGGGGGAGUCUGCCUCCACUCGCCUGCUUGCUGCUUUCUCUCCAGCCUUUUUUACCAGAGAGAGCAGCUGGUGGGAGAGCCGAGACCCAGACCCAGCAGGAAAAUUGACAAUUUGUAGGACUGCAUUUCUGUGCUUCAGUUUAGAAAAAAAAAAUUGUUUUUUGUUUUUUCUGUGGGGGCUUUCUUGUUAAGGGGCCCGAAUGGCAGGUGGAAGUAAUUUGAAUGUAUUUGAUUUAGGUUACUUGGUUUUUGUUUUGUUUUUGUUUUGUUUUGUUUUAGAUUAAAAGAUGGUUGCAGCAUUUAAAAUAGAAACUUUCCCCUUGGUUUGCUUGUAUCCUGAACUUCAGCUCACACAAGCCAGAGCAAGAAAUUGAACGAAAUAGAUGGAUGUGUUACUGUAGUGGUUUAGGGAGAGGGGCUCCCCUCCGAGCUCUGCCGCUGACUUGCUGUGUAACUCUGGGCAAGUCACUUAACUAUUCUGUGCCUCAGUUUCCCUGUCUGUUAAAAAUAGGGAUAAUAAUACUGACCUACCUCACAGGGCAGUUGUGAGGCGGGACUAAUGUUUGUAAAGCACCUUGGAAUCCUUCAGCUGAGGAAGCUUCCUACAGGAUGCCAUGGACCUCUACGAGCCUGGCUCUGGGUAGAGAUGGAGUGGCUGAGCUGAGCAUGUUAGGAAGGGGGUGGAUGGGGGGAGGGGGAGGUGAAGCUGGAGAGCUCAGCAACUCUGUUGCUAUGGAAACAUGAGCAAGGAUACCUUUUCCUGGGUUGGGAAUUUUUUUCCUUUAUUUUGGAUCGUAGUAUCUGUGACCUGCAAAGAAUAAUUUUGGAAUAAUUUCUAUUAAUAUUGACUCUGAAGUCAUUUACUGAUCUGAGAUUGUGUUUGUUCAUAAUAAAAGUGAAGUGAAUCGGAA
Trichosurus vulpecula (common brushtail) is the source of this 5006-nucleotide messenger RNA. RefSeq names its product stearoyl-CoA desaturase (gene SCD). Lineage: Eukaryota; Metazoa; Chordata; Mammalia; Diprotodontia; Phalangeridae. The transcript has 6 exons. Gene Ontology annotation, cellular component: endoplasmic reticulum membrane. The record is from RefSeq and is a predicted model, not a curated record. Gene Ontology annotation, biological process: response to fatty acid; unsaturated fatty acid biosynthetic process. The coding region runs from base 696 to 1787 and encodes 363 amino acids. Gene Ontology annotation, molecular function: iron ion binding; stearoyl-CoA 9-desaturase activity; palmitoyl-CoA 9-desaturase activity.